This is a messenger RNA of Williopsis jadinii, 2497 nucleotides long. It is a transcript of the gene GCD6, whose product is annotated as translation initiation factor eIF2B catalytic subunit epsilon. NCBI's taxonomy places the organism in Eukaryota, Fungi, Ascomycota, Saccharomycetes, Phaffomycetales, Wickerhamomycetaceae. Gene Ontology annotation, biological process: biosynthetic process. Gene Ontology annotation, molecular function: translation initiation factor binding; translation initiation factor activity; guanyl-nucleotide exchange factor activity. The transcript has a single exon. The coding region runs from base 272 to 2326 and encodes 684 amino acids. The record is from RefSeq and is a predicted model, not a curated record. Gene Ontology annotation, cellular component: eukaryotic translation initiation factor 2B complex.
GUUCAUUGUUGUUUCUCUCGCAUUAUCCACGGUUGGUAGAAGGAUAUUUGCUCUACGGAUGUAAUUGAUCAAGUAUACAGCGAAAGACGGUGGUGAUCUACGGUUGCUCUCUUUUAUUCUUUGUUUCCGUAUCUGCUGCUGUUCAUGUUGGAAAAUUUCGUGUAUCAGGGAGCCUGGCAUCAGGGCAAAAAAUAUAGGGAAAAAAUUUAUGAAAAAUUAUCUACAUCAAGGGACAUUUAUAUAUGGAAUAGAGCACCAAGGUUUCGCUGUAAUGCCGCCAAAACAGAAGAAACAGAAGGAACUUGUGCAGGAUGAGCGUCUACAGGCAAUUGUCCUGACGGACUCUUUCGAGACCCGUUUUAUGCCCUUGACGUCUGUCAAGCCUCGAUGUCUACUGCCAUUGGCAAACGUGCCUCUCAUUGAAUACACUCUGGAGUUCUUAGCGAAGGCCAACGUCAAUGAGGUGUAUUUCAUGUGCUGCUCACACGCAGACCAGAUCCAGGAGUACAUCGAACAGUCGAAAUGGAGCACGUCGGGGUCGCCAUUCAAGGUGCAGACCAUCAUGACGCUAGAGUCCAGAUCCGUUGGUGACGCGAUGAGAGACCUGGACAACAGAGGCUUAAUCACCGGUGACUUCCUGCUCGUUUCCGGUGAUAUGGUGACAAACAUACAAUUUGAUAAAGUCAUGGAGGCUCACAAGGCAAGAAGAGCCGUGGAUAAAGAUCACAUCGCCACCAUGGUGUUGACACAGGCUAGUGCAUUGCACAGAACGAGAUCUCAUGCUGAGCCUGCUGCCUUCAUCCUCGACAAGAAGAACGAUAGGUGUCUGUAUUAUCAGGAUAUCCCAGCUGCAGAUGGUAAGAAAUCAUCGAUAUCCAUUGAUCCUGAAAUCUUGGAGGGAGUUGAUGAAUUCGUCGUUAGAAACGAUCUGAUAGACUGUCACGUUGAUAUCUGCUCACCGCAUGUCCCAGCAAUUUUCCAAGAGAACUUUGAUUACCAAUACCUCAGAAAGGAUUUCGUCAAGGGUAUUCUAUCAUCUGAUAUUCUGAAGAAGACGAUCUACGCGUACAUCACAGACAGUUACGCGGCCAGAGUGGAGAGUUGGCAAACUUACGAUGCCAUCUCUCAGGACAUAUUGGCAAGAUGGGCAUACCCUGUUUGCCCAGACUCCAACUUUUUGGAGAACCAGUCCUAUUCCUAUGAAGGUAAGCACGUCUAUAAGGAGAAGGACGUCAUACUCGCACAGUCCUGUAAGAUCGGUGCAUGUACCGCAAUUGGCUCCAACACGGUAAUUGGUAACUUGACGACAAUUGAAUCCUCUGUGAUUGGAAGAAACUGUAAAAUUGGUAACAACAUUGUCAUCAAGAACUCUUACAUCUGGGAUAACUCUGUCAUCGGUGAUAACACCGUAUUGGAUCAUGCUAUUGUUGCCAGUAACUGUACCGUUGGCAAGAACGUACUGUUGGACAAGGGUUCUGUGUUGGGAUUCAACGUUACUGUCACGGAUUCUCAAGUAGUCCCAAGAGACAUCAGAAUCUCUGGUAAAUUCGUCGAGGCUGGUGAGCCGAACUUUGAUGAAAGUGAUUCAAAUCUUGAAGAAGAUCACACGGUUGCAUAUGACUACGUUGGUGAAAAUGGUAUUGGCUACUUGUACGAAUCCGAGUACUCAGACACCGACGAUGAAGCUUCAAAGCCUGUGAACUCGUUGAUGUACCAGAUGGGUGCAUUGGCGUUGUCCGACGAAUCCAUUGCAUCAACUUCACAGAAUGCCGUGAAGCAUAAGAAGAAGAGAACCUUCUCUACAAACUCAGUGGCGACCGCUACGGACCAUGAAGAUGAAGAUUUCGAAAAGGAAGCCAUCGCAACCGUGGUGCGUGCGCUGGAGAACAACCACGACCUCGACACGGCCCUUUUGGAGCUGAACACACUGAGAAUGAGUAUGAACGUGACGUAUCAUGAGGUGAGACACGCAACGCUGUUUGCUCUCCUGGGAAGAGUAACGCAUUUCAUCGAGACCGGCACCUUGAACGCCAAGGAGGCCACCGACAAAGUGUUCAAGCAAUGGAGCGCUCUCUUCAAGAGACAGGUGUUUGACGAAGAGGAGGAAGUUGACCUCUUGGAAAUUGCAAACAAGCUGACUAGAUCCAGAGAGAAGGGCAAACAGAUCUUGCUCUAUGUCAUCUCCAUCUUCUACGAUAUGGAGAUUGUCUCUGAAGAGUCCAUCCUAAAAUGGUACAACUCAAGCGACGUGGACAACGAAUACGUUGCCAAGUUCGUACAAUGGUUAGAAGAAGCGGAGGAGGAUUCUGAAGAAGAAUCUGAUUAGCUCUGUUAAUGAAUAACUUGUCUUCUCUGCUCAGACGGGCCUUUAGUCGUUGUAGUUCCUACCCGUGCGUCCCCGGCUCAGGGCCUAGCGGCUAUACGUGAAAACCCGUAGCGGGCGCUCUUCCACCACACAGACCUUAAGCACGGUGCCUAAGCAGACACACAUAGAGAG